UUCUCUCUUGCAGUUUGUGAACACAAAGAAUCAUAUAUAAAAGCAUGGACUUUCUUCGAAAUUUCAAACUUUUGUGCAUUUACUCACAGGAAUGUUCUUAUUAAAAAUUUGGUGGAGUUGAUCAUGCAUGAGAGCAGCACAGGGAUGACAGAAGCACCAUUUUCAAACAAGAAAAACGACACUGAGAUCACAGUGAAGGAGCAAUAUGGUGGAGAUUCUGAUGACAAAGAAAUUGUGCAACUGCAAAUUGAGGGAAGAGACUUGUCUUUGGUAGAUGGGACGUAUGAUAAGCCUCUUGCAUGCUUUGGUUGUGGCAUUGGAUGGUUCUCGUUUCUCUUGGGAUUUGCUUUUCCACCAAUAUGGUAUUAUGCUACUGUGCUUUAUUUUGGAAAUUAUCUUAAAGGCCCCAGAGAGCGACCUGGCCUUGCAGCAUCUGCAAUUGCAGCUUUAAUUUGCUCAGUCAUUGUCUUGGUUACUCUGCUUGCUGUUUUCUGGUAGCAGAUGCUACCAAGUUUCUUCCAGAAAAGCAGAGGACGUAGCCAAGUACUGUUGGAUUAUCAAUCAAAUUGAAAAUAUUAGUAGUUAGGAAUGUCAUCGGCAAAUGUUCUCUUCUGCCACCGAUUGUUGUAACAUUUUAGGUGUUCUCUUUUGCCUCCUACUGCACAUGUUUUAGUCAUUAUCUUCA
Molecule: messenger RNA, 685 nt
Organism: Prunus mume (Japanese apricot)
Lineage: Eukaryota; Viridiplantae; Streptophyta; Magnoliopsida; Rosales; Rosaceae
Source: RefSeq, a predicted model, not a curated record